Molecule: messenger RNA, 831 nt
Organism: Trichosporon asahii var. asahii CBS 2479
Lineage: Eukaryota; Fungi; Basidiomycota; Tremellomycetes; Trichosporonales; Trichosporonaceae
Exons: 2
Coding region: 1-831 (276 amino acids)
Biological process (GO): transmembrane transport; zinc ion transport
Cellular component (GO): membrane
Molecular function (GO): metal ion transmembrane transporter activity
Source: RefSeq, a predicted model, not a curated record
AUGACGGCCGCGUCCAUGGCCGUAGGAUCCAUUCCGCUCGUCUUCAAGGACAGCAUGUCUCCGCUCUCGGGCAUCUCCAUUCUGGGCACUGGUCUGCUCAUCGGUGCCGCGCUUACGAUCAUCAUCCCCGAAGGUGUCGUGACGAUGAUGGCAGCAGACCCGCACUCAAUGCACACGAUCGGCAUCUUCCUCCUCGCCGGCUUUGCGCUCAUGCUCCUCGUCGAGACCUUCACGCCGCACCCGCCGCACCUCCACAGCCACGGUGAGAGCCACCCCAUGCUGCCGAAGGACUCGUCUGAGCCGUCGUCCCCGGACCCAACGAGCGGACUCAGCGCGACGCUCGGACUCGUGAUUCACGGCGCGGCGGACGGAAUCGCCCUCGGAGCGAGCAGUCUGACUGGCACUGCGGAGCUGGGGCUCAUCGUCUUCCUGGCCGUGCUUAUCCACAAAGGGCCCGCCGCGCUCGGUCUCACCACGACUCUGCUGGGCCUGCACCUGAACCACACGCAGAUUAAGAAUCGCCUGCUCGUCUUCUCGCUCUCGGCUCCGCUCGGCGCUAUCCUGACCUACGCCCUGGUCAGUAUGUUUGGGGCGAACAACGGCGCAGCGGCGGACGGGAAGUACGGCCUGAGCUGGUGGACGGGUGCCGUGCUCCUCUUCUCAGGCGGCAGCUUCCUGUACGUCGCGACCGUGAUCCAGCCUCUGAACAAGAGCGACUGCCACACCGAGCGCGACGAGAUCUCGCGCCCCAUCUCCCGCGCCUUCUUGCUUGUGACGGGCAUGCUGAUCCCGCUGGGACUCGCGCUGCUCGUCGGCGACCACGACCACUAG